AUGGGUCCUGCGAAGAUCUUUGGAGCAGGCAUAUCGGUUGCCCUGCUGGCCACCGCGAGCCCAAUAGCGCAGAGCCUCCCAGACCAGGGUACUAUUGGCGGUAUCCUCAAUCCCAUUGGCAACGUCAUUUCGAACUUGACCGCUCCGAUCAACAAUGAGGUAUUGCCAGGCGUUACGUUCCUUCUGUCCAACUUCACGGCUACGACGUACACGGGCACUGCCACGAGCUGUGAUAUGAAUGCUGCAGACGAGUACUCUACGACGUCUCCAGAGGCCGUGGGCAUUGACUCUCACAAGCUGAAGGCGGCGCUGAGCUACGCUGCUGUCGAUGGGUCUUUCUCUACCAAGGUGUUUCGAAAUGGUUGCGAGGUCGGGCAAGGGUUUCGAGAUGCCCUGAUGGAUCGAGUCCCUUCGCUCAAUGCUGGACAGACCAAGGCUAUCGUUGCUCUGAUAGCAGGUAUUGUUGCCGAUCGAGGAUGGGUCGACCUUGAUGCGCCGAUUGAUGACUACGUCGAGCCAGGGCUGGGAGACGCGGCGCAUCGGAGCAGGACGCUGAGACAGUUUAUGCAACUCACGUCUGGGGCGCAGGUCAACCAUGUGUCUGGGUUGAACCUCUUCGCGGAUAUCUCUCGAACGAGAGAAUACUUCUCUUCGACACUGCAGUAUCCAGCUGGCACCUACUACCAAUUCGACGAAAUCACUCCUUCGGUCGUCGUGUACUGUCUGGAACGUGCCAUUCAAAAAGCGAUGGGUACCAACAUCGACUUUCAGACCUUCGCGCAGCUCGCUCUCUUCGACCCCCUCGGCAUCCCAACGAGCGCGUACUUCUGGCAGAAAGACCGCUCAGGGGUAACCACUGGUUACUCUGGGCUUUGGCUUCGUCCGUUGGAGUUCGGACGCAUUGGACUGAUGCUUCUCAACAACGGUACAUUUGGUGGAUGCAGGAUUCUUUCUGAGGACUUUGUUCAAUCUAUGCGUCAGGGGACAACGGCGAACUGUGGUUUUGGUCUCUAUGUCUCGUUGAACAGCUGCCAGCCAGGCCAGACGCAGGUCAGCACCGACUACCCGAGUCGCUCGACUUUGCCAGGUGAGGAGUGGAUCCAAAGCGCACCGAAUGAUAUGUACUACUCGCUGGGCCUUGGGACGAAUACGUUUGUCAUCCCCAGCUUGAACAUGGUCGUCACUCGUGAUGGCUAUCAAGAACUCGACAUCGUCCCCGGUGCAGUAUCAGGCUCGUUAAACGGAGCCUUCCCAGGAAACGCCGGCGGCCCAGGCGAACACGAAUUCUUCCGCCUCCUCAUGGCCUCCAUAACCAACAUGCCCACCUCCGUGCGCGCCACAAUCCAAAACUCCGGCCCCUACGACCGGCCCGCAAACGAAAACGUCACCGUCGCACCCUUCAUCCUCCCGCUCUCCGCCCCGCUGGGGACCUACACCGCGAUAGGCCCUCAUGGACCCGUGGGUUGUAAUGCGCUGUAUUGCCCGUCGUCGUCGAAUGAUGGGUUGACGUGGCUGGGCCAGGUUCCGAGGGUUAUCCCCGGGUUGGUUGGGUUGGAGAGUCGGCCGAGUGGGUGUGAGGCGCAGUUCACGGGGAACGUGGAUUUACCUGAUAUCACGAUUUUUGGAGAGCCUGUUUUUGGUGAUACUGAGACUUCGUAG
Messenger RNA from Zasmidium cellare ATCC 36951, 1659 nucleotides. RefSeq lists its product as uncharacterized. The record is from RefSeq and is a predicted model, not a curated record. Bases 1 to 1659 code for a protein of 552 amino acids. The transcript has 3 exons. Lineage: Eukaryota; Fungi; Ascomycota; Dothideomycetes; Mycosphaerellales; Mycosphaerellaceae.